This is a messenger RNA of Megachile rotundata (alfalfa leafcutting bee), 1335 nucleotides long. RefSeq names its product calcium and integrin-binding protein 1. The record is from RefSeq and is a predicted model, not a curated record. Gene Ontology annotation, molecular function: calcium ion binding; magnesium ion binding. NCBI's taxonomy places the organism in Eukaryota, Metazoa, Arthropoda, Insecta, Hymenoptera, Megachilidae.
CUGCGAAAGAGCGACUUUCAAUUACAGGGCGACCCAUCUUGGUCCCCGAUGUCCUCGGUUAGGUGCGAUUGGCAUGGUUGCCAGGUUUUCAAUAAUUUUUCAACAAACAUUUCCAAGUGGUUCCGCGUGUGAUACUUUAUGUUAUGCCUCUAAUUUUGAUCGUGUUGUCUGUAUACAGAAACUGAUUUACGUUUAUUUCUGUUCAAUGCUUUACUGGUUCGAUACGGAAGGAUGUUGAUAUUAUUAUUUCUUAAAUAAUUGUGUAUUACCACAACCAGAGAUUAUGCACGAAACAUAUUUACCAGUCUAAGAAUUUAUAGGUUAUGCGUGCGUAGAUAUUUACCCAAAGCCGUAUCCAUUUCGUAUUGACUUGUUUCGGUUAUGCAUAAUACUGCAUUCGAUUUCACUCGUGGAAGGGUACACUUCGAAUUUUUAAAGAGUACAAUGCUACGAUACUUCUAUACUUCUAUAUGCGCAACCACUGUGUCGUUCCAUUAAAUUGUGACAAUUUAUUAAGGAAAUUUAAAGUCUACGAGGAAAGAUGGGAGUCGGUAAAAGUCAGUUUACCGAAGACGAAUUACAAGAUUACCAGGAUUUAACCUAUUUCACGAAAAGAGAAGUUUUACACGCGCAUCAGAAGUUUAAAGCUCUUGCUCCGGAGAAAGUAGGCCACAAUAGAAAUGCCAAACUUCCGAUGUCAAAAAUUUUGCAAUACCCCGAAUUAAAAGCUAAUCCUUUCGGCGAUCGAAUUUGCAAAGUUUUUAGUUCCAGCCAGGACGGAGAUUGCACUUUCGAAGACUUUCUGGAUAUGAUGUCAGUUUUUAGCGAUGCAGCUCCUAAAGCUGUAAAAGCGGAACACGCUUUCAGAAUAUUUGAUUUCGACGGCGACGAUAUGCUUGGUAUCGGAGAUUUAAGACAGGUAGUAGAUCGACUCACUGUUCCUCAAAGAUUGAACGAAACAAAUAUGCAACAGGUUCUUCAGUAUAUUCUCGACGAAGCGGAUUUAGACGACGACGGUGCUUUAAGUUUUGCGGAAUUUGAACAUAUUAUUGAAAAAAGCAGCGAUUUCUGCAAACUUUAUAGGGUCAAGGAUGUAGAAUGGCGCUAUGGAACCUACAAACGACAAUUUCUUUUCCAUCCUGCGCGUAAUGCUGAUUUAGAAAUAGUCCACGUAAUUAAAGGCCUAAUCGUUUUUAUCUGUUAUGUGGUUAAUAAGGAACAUACGAAAAUUGUAUUUAUUAUUCGAUCGUAAUAAAUGGUCAAUCUCGAACAACAAGGAAACAACAAAUUGUUGUCGUUCUAGUUCCUUUCUUGGAGAUGCGAUUAUAUUUUUCA